AGACGACGAAGUGUAAGCAGUAUCUUCAAAUUACAAAACAUAUCUUGAUAAGAUUAUUUUGUUUCAUACUAUGGACACAAAGGGUAGUCAGAACCUGUCCCCAUGCAACUUGGCUUCAAUACCAUUGACUGAAGAAGACGGCGUUGUUUAUAUUGCUAUCAAGGGGUCUCUGCAUGCAAAUGAUUGUUCUGUUUUUGGACUAGGAGAAGAAGAGAUAAGAGCUCUGUCCAAAAAGUUUCCAGGAUCUGGUGUAGUGGUGAACGGUGUUUCAAUAAAAUCAAAUGUUCUUGAAACCCUGAAUUCAUUGGGACAGCUUGGCUACAAAAUCAUUUCAAGCACUGGCGAGACUGAGAUCACUUGGACCCUUCAGCGCAUCAUAUAAAUAUACAGACACUUAACCUUCUUACUCU
Molecule: messenger RNA, 410 nt
Organism: Helicoverpa zea (corn earworm)
Lineage: Eukaryota; Metazoa; Arthropoda; Insecta; Lepidoptera; Noctuidae
Exons: 1
Coding region: 71-382 (103 amino acids)
Source: RefSeq, a predicted model, not a curated record